AUGGAAAUUUUGGAGAAAGUGAAUGGUCAAUUAGCUGUUCUCUCUGCCCACUUGGCCGUAUCUGACCCCAUCGGAUCAGGACAGGUCUUGCCGGCAAUCGAGUCAUGGUGCACAUCGGCUCACACGACUUCUGCACCACAUCCACAUGGAUCCCUUAAGGGAAACUUGACGAUUCUCGAUGAACGAACGGGAAAGAAUUAUCAAGUCCAAGUCUCAGAGGAGGGUACCGUUAAAUCCGUUGAUCUCAAGAAGAUAACGACGGGGAAAGAUGACAAGGGGAUUAAGUUAUACGAUCCAGGUUAUUUCAACACGGCUCCUGUUCGAUCUUCCAUUUCUUACAUUGACGGAGAUGAAGGAAUCCUACGUUAUCGAGGAUAUCCAAUUGAAGAAUUGGCUGAGAGAAGUACUUUUAUUGAGGUUGCUUAUCUCCUUAUUUAUGGGAAUUUACCUUCUCAAAGUCAGCUAGCUGAUUGGGAGAUUUCNGUUUNUCAGCAUUCAAAAGUGCCACAAGGAGUAUUGGAUAUCAUUCAGUCCAUGCCUCAUGAUGCACAUCCAGCGAGUGUUAUUGUCAGCGCGAUGAGUACACUUUCCAUCUUUCAUCAUGAAGCAAAUCCUUCUCUCAAGGGCCACAAUAUGUACAAGUCAAAACAAGUUUGUGAUAAACAGAUUUUUCGUAUUCUUGGACAGGCACCAACAAUUGUAGUGGCUGCUUAUUUGAAGACGGUAGGCAAGCCUCAUGUUCUUCCUUUGAGCAACCUUUCUUAUAUAGAGAAUUUCCUCUAUAUGCUGGAUUCAAUGGGAAAUAGGUCUUACAAGCCGAAUCCUCGGCUAGCUCGAGUGUUGGACAUCAUCUUUAUAUUGCAUGCUGAACAUGAAAUGAACUGUUCUACUGCUGCUGCUCGGCAUCUUGCAUCUAGUGGUGUUGAUGUGUACACUGUCGUUGCGGGAGCUCUCGGAGCUCUUUACGGUCCACUUCAUAGUGGUGCAAUUGAGGCUGUGCCUAAGAUGUUAUCAGAGAUUGGGACUGUUGAAAACAUUCCAGAUUUCAUUGAAAGCGUGAAGAAUAGGAAGAGAAAGAUAUCAGGUUUUGGACACCGCGUUUACAGAAACUACGAUCCAAGAGCAAAACUCAUCACGAAAUUGGCGGAAGAAGUGUUCUCCAUUGUCGAAAAAGAUCCUCUGAUCGAGGUAGCAAUUGCUCUAGAGAAGGCAGCACUCUCUGACGAAUAUUUUGUUAAGAGAAAGAUUUACCCAAAUGUUGAUUUCUACACUGGAUUGAUCUAUAGGGCAAUGAAAAUCCCACGAGAGUUCGUCGCAGUUGCGCGUAUGGCUGGAUACUUGUCACACUGGUGUGAGUCGUUAAUUGAUCCUGACACUAGGAUCGUAAGACCCCAACAGGCUUAUAUUGGAGUGUGGCUAAGGCAUUACGAGUCAGUGAGAGAAUGA
This is a messenger RNA of Arabis nemorensis, 1446 nucleotides long. Lineage: Eukaryota; Viridiplantae; Streptophyta; Magnoliopsida; Brassicales; Brassicaceae. The record is from the annotation of a GenBank genome assembly.